GCUCCUGGGACCGGCAGGCGCGCGGGCGUUUGUGGCUGUCGCAGUGGCCGCCGCCGUCGCUUGGUCGCCGUCAAACUGCGGGAGGCGGGUUAUGGCGGCGGCGGCAGUGGGAGCUGUGAAUGAAUUCCCCAGGUGGACGAGGGAAGAAGAAAGGCUCCGGCGGCUCCAGCAGCCCGGUGCCUCCGAGGCCUCCGCCCCCCUGCCUGGCCCCCGCCCCUUCCGCCGCCGGGCCGGCCCCUUCGUCCCGGUCGCCGCAUAAACGGAACCUGUACUAUUUCUCCUACCCGCUGUUCGUGGGCUUCGCGCUGCUGCGCUUGGUCGCUUUCCACCUGGGGCUCCUCUUCGUGUGGCUCUGCCAGCGCUUAUCCCGCGCCCUCAUGGCCGCCAAGAGGAGCUCCCGGCCAGCGCCAGCGCCAGCCCCAGCCUCGCCCCCGUCGCCUGUGCCGGGCGGGGAGGCCGACCGCGUCCGAGCUUUCCACAAGCAGGCCUUCGAGUACAUCUCCAUUGCCCUACGCAUUGAUGAGGACGAGAAAGCAGGACAGAAGGAGCAAGCUGUGGAAUGGUAUAAGAAAGGUAUUGAAGAACUAGAAAAAGGAAUAGCUGUCAUAGUUAAAGGACAAGGUGAACAAUGUGAAAGAGCUAGGCGCCUUCAAGCUAAAAUGAUGACUAAUUUGGUUAUGGCCAAGGACCGUUUACAACUUCUAGAGAAGCUGCAACCAGUUUUGCAAUUUUCCAAGUCACAAACGGACGUCUAUAAUGACAAUACUAACUUGACAUGUCGCAAUGGACAUCUCCAGUCAGAAAGUGGAGCUGUUCCAAAAAGAAAAGAUCCCUUAACACACCCUAGUAAUUCACUGCCUCGUUCAAAAACAGUUAUGAAAACUGGAUCCACAGGUCUUUCGGGCCACCACAGAACACCUAGUUGCAGUGGAUUAUCAAUGGUUUCUGGAGGGAGACAAGGGCCUGGCCCUGCCACUGCAACUCAUAAGGGUACUCCAAAAGCAAGUAGAACAAAUAAACUUUCUACCCCUACAACCACUACUCAGAAAAAGAAAGACUUGAAGAAUUUUAGGAAUGUGGACAGCAACCUUGCUAACCUUAUAAUGAAUGAAAUUGUAGACAAUGGAACAGCUGUUAAAUUUGAUGACAUAGCUGGGCAGGAGUUGGCAAAACAAGCGUUACAAGAAAUUGUUAUUCUUCCUUCACUGAGGCCUGAGUUGUUCACAGGGCUUAGAGCUCCUGCCAGAGGAUUGUUACUUUUUGGUCCACCUGGAAAUGGAAAAACAAUGCUGGCUAAAGCAGUAGCUGCAGAAUCCAAUGCAACCUUCUUUAAUAUAAGUGCUGCAAGUUUAACAUCAAAAUAUGUGGGAGAAGGAGAGAAGUUGGUUAGAGCGCUUUUUGCUGUGGCUCGAGAACUUCAGCCUUCUAUCAUUUUUAUAGAUGAAGUUGACAGCCUUUUAUGUGAAAGAAGAGAAGGAGAACAUGAUGCUAGUAGACGGCUAAAAACUGAAUUUCUAAUAGAAUUUGAUGGCGUACAGUCUGCUGGAGAUGACAGAGUACUUGUUAUGGGUGCAACUAACAGACCACAAGAGCUUGAUGAAGCUGUUCUCAGGCGUUUCAUCAAACGUGUAUAUGUAUCUUUACCAAAUGAGGAGACAAGGCUACUUUUACUUAAAAAUCUAUUAUGUAAACAAGGAAGCCCAUUGACCCAAAAAGAACUAGCACAACUCGCUAGAAUGACUGAUGGAUACUCAGGAAGUGAUCUAACAGCUUUGGCAAAAGAUGCAGCACUGGGGCCUAUCCGAGAACUAAAACCAGAGCAGGUGAAGAAUAUGUCUGCCAGUGAGAUGAGGAAUAUUCGAUUAUCUGAUUUCACUGAAUCCUUGAAAAAGAUAAAACGCAGCGUGAGCCCUCAAACGUUAGAAGCAUACAUACGUUGGAACAAGGACUUUGGAGAUACCACGGUUUAAGGAAGUAGAACAUUUUAGUUACCAAGAAAACACGAUCUUCAAUGAGCAAUUAGUUACCAGCCAUGGAAAAUCAACCUAAGUUUACAGGACUUCUCAGUCUUACAGUUUAUUUGUGCACUAAACUUGAAGAUGAACCAUAAAACAAAUUUAAAUAAAAUAUACAAUGCAUAUAGAAUAUUUUGUUGUUUAAGGCCUCCUUGCCUCUAUGGUCAUGAUUACUACAAUGGGCACUGUUAAGAGCACAACAAGAACUGAUGAUGGUCUUCUCUACCAAUAUAAUUGUAAUGUAAAUAAUCAUUUGUAUAUUGUGUUGCAGAUGAAAGUAUUACAGAGAGAGUGAAUAAUAGAAGACACAAGAGCAUUUUGUUUGUCUUCUGAUGUCUUUUCUCAAUAUAAUCGCAUUUUUCCUAUUUGCCUUUCCUACUGUUGUCUUAACUAUGGAUUAUUGGAAUGCCAAACACAAGAAGUUUCACUGUUGUUUUUUCUUCUCUUUUUACAAAUUGAUUGUGCCAAAUGAAAAGUUUUCCUAUGUCAUGUAGGAAAAAGUAUUUUGAGGGUUUUUUCUUCUUCAUAAAUAGCCACACGUUAAAUUGUUGUGUUCAUUUUAAUUUGUUUUUCUAUCACCUUGCUACCAAACAAUUUAGAAAACAUUGUGAUAGCAACAAAGCAAAUCUGGUAAAACAGAAGAGUUGAAGGUUUAAACGAGUUGCUCUGCCAUACCUGUGUAGACCAAUCCUCAUGUGACCUGCAGUAUUUUUUUCUUUUACUUGUCAAAAAUCUAUUGUAGACUGUUAACUUAUUCCUGAUAGGGAAUUUAUUUUCUGCUAGAAUUACUCUUAAACUUAACCAAUUUAACCACUCUAAAAGUGGUUCUAGUGCAAGAGGAAGGAAAUAAGGAGAGCUAAGAUGUUUCUAAUUUAUUACUUAACAACUUUCUUACUGUUUACAGGAAUAAUUAUAAGCCAAUAGAACUACCAUCUUUUUUUCUUGGUAAUUAUUAAUCUCUUCAAUGAAACUUUAAAAAGUUACUGAAUUUUUAUACAUUGCAUACAUUUUAUAGGUUUCUUGUCCUCACUUUAUUAACUCAAAAGUUCUAGUUUAUCAGUCUGCUCUUUGUUCCCCCAAAAUGUACAGUAAUUCCGUUUCUUGUUUGUAUACAUAUGCUUGGAUUUUUAUUAUAAAAAUGUCACUGUAGGAAUUAGACACUCAUAUCAUGGCCUUUUAAAUAUUAUAAAAGGCAAAUGGAUAUUUGCCCUUAGUUUACUGG
Messenger RNA from Orycteropus afer afer, 3237 nucleotides. NCBI's taxonomy places the organism in Eukaryota, Metazoa, Chordata, Mammalia, Tubulidentata, Orycteropodidae. The record is from RefSeq and is a predicted model, not a curated record.